CGGAAGAUCGUAUGUCCACGCACACGUCACGAGUGAAUUUAUCGGAAAAUCGUACGGAAGAGAUGAUAUACGACACGAUUUUACGACCUGCCGAUUUCCGAAGCAAUCGCACGAAGUUCCGCGCCAAAAACAUGGAGUCAGAGGAAGAGAUUGCUUUUUUUGUGGCAGCAAUGGCUAGCGAGAGAAUAAAAAAGAAAAGAAAAAGUAGGGCAUGGCAAAGAGUUUGGCUGAGGAGCAGAGAAAAGAAUGGACUUUCUAUUCUUCAAAAACAGCUUGAGAUCAAUGACGUGACAGGCUUCAGGGAGAUGUUACGGGUAACUGUAGAUGAGUUUUAUGAGUUACUGGCCAUAGUUGAGCCUUUGAUCACCAAAACAGACACAGUCAUGAGAAGGAGCAUCAGUGCCAAAGAGAGGCUGUCAGUGACAUUAAGGUUUCUGGCCACAGGUGAGUCUUUUAAGUCACUUGGCUUUCAGUUUCGCAUGGGAAGCACAACCAUUGGCAAAAUUGUGGAAGAAACUUGUGAAGUCCUACACCAUACUUUGAAGGAGGAUUAUUUGAAGACACCAACUUCUGAAGAACAGUGGCGGAAAAUUGCUGAACAGUUUGACAUGAAGUGGCAAUUUCCUCAUUGCCUUGGGGCAAUAGAUGGGAAACAUAUCUUCAUUCAACCCCCAGCCAAUAGCGGCAGCACAUUCUACAACUACAAGUCCAGGUUUUCUAUUCUGUUGAUGGCUGUAGUGGAUGCCAAUUACAGAUUUAUCUACACAAAUGUGGGAGUUCAAGGCAGAGUUUCAGACGCAGGUUUAUUUGCACAGUCUGAUUUGCGAGCUGCCUUGGAUGACAGAAAAUUAAACCUUCCUCCUGCUGAGGCUCUACCAAACACCAACAUCAUCAUGCCAUAUUGUUUUGUGGGAGAUGAAGCUUACCCACUGAGAAAUGACCUGCUGAAGCCUUACCCCCACAGACGAUUACAGCCUGAAGAACGCAUUUUCAACUAUAGGCUAUCCCGUGCAAGACGUGUUGUAGAAAAUGCUUUUGGAAUUCUAGCAAACCGCCUCAGGGUGUUCCGCACAACCAUCUGCCUUAAUCCUGACAAAGCAGUUACUGUCACUUUGGCUGCACUGUGCCUUCACAAUUUCUUACGUCACAAGCAAUCAGAUGCCUACCUUCCACCUGGAUACACUGACUGGGAGGAUGAGAACCAUCAGCUCCACGAUGGGACAUGGAGACAAGAGAGAAUCCUGCAGUCAGUUAACAUGGGAGGAGGGAGAAAUCCAACAAUAGCUGCCAAAGAGCAACGUGACCAUCUUAAAGAAUACUUUCUCUCCCCAUCUGGCUGUGUACCAUGGCAAGAUCAGUAUGUGUAAUGGAUAAACUAAAAAAAAACAACACCACUUCAUUGUCUAUGUUUUCAUUAUUAUUUUUUAUUUUCUUGUUAUUACCAGCAUUUUAUUAACAACAUGUUCUAUAAGAUGUCAAACAUUUUGAGCG
Molecule: messenger RNA, 1491 nt
Organism: Carassius auratus (goldfish)
Lineage: Eukaryota; Metazoa; Chordata; Actinopteri; Cypriniformes; Cyprinidae
Product: protein ANTAGONIST OF LIKE HETEROCHROMATIN PROTEIN 1-like
Exons: 4
Coding region: 12-1367 (451 amino acids)
Source: RefSeq, a predicted model, not a curated record